GGCUAGAGUCUGACUCAGACUUCAGUUUCCACAUCCUUCUGUCACAAAUAUGACUUGUCAAAGUGAGUCACUGUGAUGGAGCUGAAAGCAGAGCGUACAAGGCCAAUGCUGUCAUUUUGAACCCUGUCACAUUUUAUAAGAUAAGCACCCGUUCUGCACUCAGAGCACCUCCUCACCAUGAACAGAUUGAAAAUGGAGGAGGUCAAGUCUGAAGUCAUCCUGUCAGUCUACAUCCUCACCUUCCUGAUGGGACUUCCAGCAAACCUGUUAGCCCUGUAUGCUUUCAGUGCCAAGAUCCAGAGCCGGCCUCUGCCCAUGGACAUCCUGCUGCUGCACUUGACAGUAUCCGACCUGCUCUUCCUCUGCGUGCUCCCGCUGAAGAUGCACGAGGCGGCUUCUGGGAUGACCUGGACCCUGCCGGUUGUACUCUGCUCCUUGACUUCCUUCAUUUUCUUCUGCACCAUCUACACCAGCUCGCUCCUGCUCACGGCCAUCAGCCUGGUGAGAUACGUGGCUGUGGCAUUGCCUGUUGCCUACCGCAGACUGCAUCGGCCUCUUUACGCCAUCUUGUGCGGUGUGCUUAUCUGGAUCAUUUCAGCGGCUCAUUGUAGCAUCGUCUUUAUUGCCCAACACCACCCGUCUCUGUCCCAGAACUCCUCCAUGUGCUAUGAAGCCUUCUCACCCAAGCAGCUGCAGAUCCUGUUGCCAGUGCGCCUGGAGAUGUUCUUUGUCCUGUGCUUGAUUCCUCUGCUCAUCUGUGUGUUCUGUUACCUGCGCUGCAUCUACCUGCUGUACAGCCUGCCCCGGAUGUCCCCCCAGCAGAAGCACAAGGCCAUCGGCAUGGCUCUGGGGACUCUGGCCGUGUUCCUGGUGUGCAUGCUGCCCUAUAACAUCACUCACCUCCUGGGAUACAUCAAGGGCCAGAGCCCGGUAUGGAGGUAUUACACACUGCUCCUGUCCACCCUUAACACCUGUCUGGAUCCAAUCAUUUUCUACUUCUCGUCCUCAGCCUUCCGAAGCAGGAUCAAGAAGUCUGUGUUGUUCCGGAAAAAUGAGCUGCACAUUUCUGUCAUAGAGAACCCACGUAAUGCCUCAGCUUCUUAAAGCCCUUUACAGAGGGAGAACCCAGUUCUCUGCAGACAUGAUCUACUAGCACAAGACAAAGAGCAAGAAUCCUAUGAACAUUGUCAUUGUUCUAAAAUGCAGUCCUUUUAAAAUAAUUUAUACUGUUUCUAUUUUAGUUCAAAUGUGUAAAUGUUUUUUUCAACAUGUGUGCUGCAGUUCCACUUUGGCCCAGGUCACCCUUAAAGAGAUUUUGAUUAAUGUUUUGUUUUGUUUUUCACCUGGUUAAAUAAAGAUGAAUACAUAUAUAAAUCUGGCAAUCUGAAUAUAGGUGUUGCCACUCGUAUUGCUUGCCAGUUGUUGUUGUUUUAUUUUUUACUUUUCUCUGACACUUUUUGAGAUGAAAAUAGGGGAAAGCUAUCACUAUUGUCAUGCUGAGUCAAAACUCCACCCACCUUUGAAGACGUGCUCCAUGGCACAUCAUAUAAAGCUGGGUUGUUGAAACAAUAUGAGUACAUUUUAUACUUACCAACUCACUGCGUGACGAUAAAUGUAUUUUAAAAUCUCUACACUGUACCUGUCUUUCACAGCAUUUACUAAUAUUUCAGGGAAUCUUAAACAAAUAGAUAAACAUGCAGUCAUGUUGUGGUAUUACAUUUAUGCAAAAGAUUAUGGCUUUGCUGUCUGCAAAUGCUCAUCUGUCUAUCUAUAGUGAUGGGACAGUAUUU
Molecule: messenger RNA, 1790 nt
Organism: Boleophthalmus pectinirostris (great blue-spotted mudskipper)
Lineage: Eukaryota; Metazoa; Chordata; Actinopteri; Gobiiformes; Gobiidae
Product: free fatty acid receptor 2-like
Exons: 4
Coding region: 178-1104 (308 amino acids)
Biological process (GO): cellular response to fatty acid; G protein-coupled receptor signaling pathway
Cellular component (GO): plasma membrane
Molecular function (GO): G protein-coupled receptor activity
Source: RefSeq, a predicted model, not a curated record